ACCCUGGCAUUAAGUUUCUUUACCCAUCGAUGGUAUUUCAGUCAAGUUUAUAGCAUUAGCAAUAUCAAGUACUUUCUGUACCGUGCCUUAAACAGCAGUAAUUGUAUUUCGGUAGUUUCCAGUGAAGAAUAACAAUGUCGAGCGUAAGAAUUUUGAAAAAAUCGUUAAAAUUUUCACCGAAACUAAGUAGACAACGAUCAGAUAUCAGUGUUGUGUGCCCAAUCAACGCUGAAGAGUCUUUUGGACAUGCAAAACCUUAUGCGGAAGUCCCUGGUCCAAGACCUAUACCAAUUCUGGGCAAUACCUGGAGGCUACUGCCAGUCAUUGGACAAUACGAUGUGUCUGAUGUAGCGAAAUUAUCAGAGUUAUUCUAUAAAGAAUAUGGAAAAAUAGUCAAGUUAUCUGGUCUUGUUGGAAGGCCGGAUUUAUUGUUUGUAUAUGAUGCGGAUGAAAUAGAGAAGAUUUACAGGAAUGAAGGUCCAACUCCAUUUAGACCCUCUAUGCCUUGUUUGGUAAAAUACAAAAGUGAAGUUAGAAAAGACUUUUUUGGAGUAGAGGGCGGUGUUGUAGGAGUACAUGGUGAGCCAUGGAAAUCGUUCAGAACAAAAGUUCAGAAACCAAUUCUACAACUUCAAACGGUGAGAAAAUAUGUAGAGCCCAUAGAAAAUGUCACCAACGAUUUUCUUUCAAGGAUGAUGGUCAUAAAAGACGCUAAUGACGAGAUGCCUUCAGACUUUGACAAUGAAAUACACAAGUGGGCCUUGGAAUGUAUUGGUAGAGUCUCCCUAGACGUCCGAUUAGGUUGUUUAGAAUCAAGUUUAUCAACUGACUCCGAGGCUCUAAAAAUAAUAGAUGCGGCAAAAUAUGCGCUUAGAAAUAUAGCAAUUUUGGAAUUGAGAUUUCCCUUUUGGAGAUAUUUCCCCACAUCUUUAUGGACUAGAUACGUGAAAAAUAUGGACUAUUUUGUCGAAAUAUGCAUGAAACACAUUGAUGCAGCCAUGGAAAGACUAAAGGAUAAAAUAGUUAAAGAUGAAAGAGAUUUGUCAUUGGUAGAGAGAAUAUUAGCUAACGAACCUGACCCCAAAACUGCCUAUAUUUUAGCGUUAGAUUUGAUAUUAGUAGGGAUCGAUACCAUAUCUAUGGCGGUUUGUUCAAUUCUAUACCAAUUAGCUACUCGGCCUGAACAACAAGAGAAACUGUACGAAGAGCUAAAACAAGUUUUCCCAGAUAAAAAUGAACCUUUGACUACAGAAAAAUUAAAUCAGCUUGCGUUUUUAAAAGCAUUCGUAAAAGAAGUUUUUAGAAUGUACUCUACUGUGAUUGGAAAUGGAAGAACACUGCAGGAAGAUACUAUUAUCCUAGGUUACAAAGUUCCUAAAGGGGUUCAAGUGGUGUUUCCAACUUUGGUCACUGGCAGUAUGGGAGAAUACGUAUCCCAACCAGAUCAAUUUAUGCCCGAAAGGUGGAUGAAAAGCUCUGGUCAAGAGAAAAUUCACCCAUUUGCGUCUCUACCAUAUGGUUACGGAGCCCGAAUGUGCCUGGGCAGGCGCUUUGCUGAUUUGGAAAUACAAGUACUUUUAGCUAAACUGAUUAGAUCAUAUAAACUGGAGUACCUUCACGACCCAUUGGAAUAUAAAGUUACCUUUAUGUACGCCCCUGACGGUGAAUUGAAGUUUAAAGUAACUGAAAGACCUGAAAGUCCGCGUUCGCCGUGCAGCAGAAAACCUUACAACACUUUACUUGGUGGGGCUUACAACUCAUUUAUUACACUACAAUUCACGUCCGGCAAUCUAUUGUUAAUUAAUAUCACAUUAGCAUCCCAUUACGAGCAAAUACAAAUACACAAGAUGAAUCAAAACAUAUACUUGGUAAAGUUAUGUAAGAGGGUGGUUUGUCUUAUACCGCAAAGUGAGUUACAUAGUGCAUCACAUCCCAAACGUGCCGUGAGUAGUGUGUGUGAAGCUCUGGAUCACGUGGAGGAAGCUAGACCUUAUGAGAGUAUUCCUGGACCGAAGCCAAUACCAUUUCUUGGAAAUACAUGGAGGUUUAUCCCUUAUAUAGGGGACUUCCAAAUCGAACAUAUAGACAGAGUGGCCACAAAACUGUUUAAUAAAUAUGGAAAAAUAGUCAAAAUGGAAGGAUUAUUGGGAAGACCGGAUAUGUUGUUUCUUUUUGAUCCUCGUGACGUAGAAAUGGUUUAUAGAAGGGAAGAUUUACUACCCUUAAGACCCUCUAUGCCCAGCCUAAACUACUAUAAGCAUGUUUUGAGAAAGGAUUUUUUUGGAGAUAUGGCUGGAGUUAUAGCAGUGCACGGUGAAAACUGGCAAAAAUUCAGGUCCAAAGUGAACCAGAUUAUGCUGCAACCGAGGUCUGCAAAAAUGUAUACCGAGGCUAUAUCGUGCACUGCAGAACAGUUCGUGAGAAGAUUAGCAACAAUUCAAAAUGAAGAAUCAGAAAUGCCCAAUGAUUUUUUAAAUGAAAUCCACAAAUGGUCUUUGGAAUCUCUAGCAAGGAUUGCUCUUGAUAUCCGAUUGGGGUGUUUGGACCCAUCUCCUCCGGUAGACACUCAAAAUCUUAUCGACGCCAUCAACACUUUCUUUAUAAAUGUUCCAAUUUUGGAACUGAAAAUACCAUUUUGGAAAAUUUUUAACACAAAGACUUUUACCCAGUACAUAGAGGCUUUAGACUGCAUUAGAGAAAUAUGUUUAAAAUACAUUAAUCUAUCAAUGGAAAAUUUGAAACACCUAGAAGAUGAUAGUAAAUUGUCUGUAAUGCAGAAAGUUUUAAAGAAAGAACAAAACGCUAAACUGGCCAGUAUUUUAGCACUUGAUAUGUUUUUAGUAGGAGUUGAUACCAUUUCUAACGCAGUGGCUUCAAUUCUGUAUCAACUGGCUAUCCAUCCUGAUAAACAGAAGCUCUUACAUGAAGAAAUCGAAAAAGUAUUGCCUAAAGUUGGCUCAAAAAUAUCGAACAGUCAUUUGGAACAACUUAAUUACCUUAGAGCCUGUGUAAAAGAAACUAUGAGAAUGUAUCCUGUAGUUAUUGGAAAUGGACGUCAAACUACCUCAAACUGUACCAUUGCAGGAUACCACGUUCCCAAAGGAGUACAAGUGAUCUUUCAGCAUUACGUUAUGAGCAAUCAAGAAGAAUUCUUUAUGAAAAGUAACGAAUUUCAUCCAGAAAGGUGGUUAAAAAAUAACCCCUUGUUCAAAGACACACAUCCAUUUGUUUCGCUGCCUUUUGGCUUUGGAAAAAGAAUGUGUUUGGGCAAAAGAUUUGCUGAAUUAGAAAUUCAGAUUUUACUAGUAAAGAUAUUCAGCAAAUACAAAGUGGAGUAUCACCAUGAGCCUUUAAGCUAUCACAUUCAUCCUAUGUAUACACCAAAUGGACCAUUAAAACUAAAAUUUUUAACCAAAUAAUACUUUAAUUGUGUCUAAAUAUAUAUUUUGUAAGAUAAAUAA
This is a messenger RNA of Sitophilus oryzae (rice weevil), 3461 nucleotides long. RefSeq lists its product as uncharacterized. The transcript has 19 exons. The coding region runs from base 135 to 3419 and encodes 1094 amino acids. Gene Ontology annotation, molecular function: iron ion binding; monooxygenase activity; heme binding. The record is from RefSeq and is a predicted model, not a curated record. NCBI's taxonomy places the organism in Eukaryota, Metazoa, Arthropoda, Insecta, Coleoptera, Curculionidae.